GAUAAACAAAGAGAAAACACAAAGACUUUCCUCAGACCACAGAUCAAUCAAUCAAUCAAUAAUCAAUCACCACCACCUCACGUCGUUAAAUCCUCUUUAACGGCAGCACUGCCGUUCUCCUCCACCUCCUCAUCCGCCGUUGCUGUCAGCUUCCCUCCUCCGGCGAGAACGGAAACUCUCGCCGGAGAAUUAUUUCUUUUGUUUUGGUUUGGUUGACGUGAAAUGUAGGAAAGAAUCUAAUCAAAUUCAAAACGGUGCGUACAAGGCACAGACAGAUGAUGCCUUGUUUCUUCAAUCAAAUUUCCUUGCCUUAAGCCGUAAUUUAUUCCAUUUUAUUGUAAAUUAAAUUAAAUAUCUCCCUCCACCUUCUUGUUUAAAUUCCUCAUCAUUUCUCUCCUUCUCUCUGUUCGCUUUUCAAUUCAAAGUCCUGCCUCUAAUUUUUUAUUUGUUUAAUUUGUUAUUAUUAAAUGCGAGAUCUUAGAUUAAUUCAACCAAUUCAAACACAUUUGUAAUAAUUAUCAACUUAGCUCAGUACGGCGCGCUGUUGUGCCGUUUUGCAAAUUUGAUCAUGCCUUCUGAAGAGCUGCAGGGUUUAGCAGAAGAGAGGCAGGUCGGUUUUUGGAAGUCAAACACGUUGCCUGGACAUUAUGCCAGCAGGAAGUCAAUUGCUUCAUCUCCUCUAGAGAAACAUAUUGCUGUGGAAUUUCGGACCAUGAAUUCUCUGGAACAUCCUGAGUCUUUCCUGAUGCGAGACCCGAAAGCAAAUCUUUGCAUAGAUCGGUAUGCAGUGGGAGCAGAGAGAGCUGCCAAGCAGUCUAUGACAUUAUUGAGAUCUGUAGACCAUGAGCCAGGGACCAGAUCUAGUUUGAAUGUACAGCAGGCAUCCUCUUUUGGAGAAGGUGACAAAGUAAAUAAAAUGGCUGCGCAAUAUGAGAGCAGUCUCUUCUCGAGCUCAUUAUCAGAGUUAUUUAGUAGGAAAAUGAGACUGUCUUCAAACAUUGCACCACAUGGUUAUUCAGUUGACACUGUAGCCUCACAUUAUGAGGAAGAGGGACCCUAUGAAUCUCUUGAAGAAGUUGAGGCCCAAACUAUUGGAAAUCUUCUUCCCAACGAUGAUGACUUAUUUUCUGGAGUGACUGAUGGGAUUGACUACAUUAUCCAACCCAGUAGUGGAGAUGAUAUGGAUGAGGUGGACUUUUUUGACAGUGUUGGAGGGAUGGAUUUGGGGGAUGAUGGUUCUUUUGCAGUGGAAGAAAAUUCUGAAAUUUCUGCUGGUGAGCUUGAGGUUUGUAAUGGUGGAAUAGCCGUGGAUCACCUUUAUGGUGAAUACUCUUCUAGAACACUGUUUGUGAGAAACAUAAAUAGCAAUGUUGAAGAUUCCGAGUUAAAGACCCUUUUUGAGCAAUAUGGGGAUAUCCACACUCUUUAUAUGGCCUGCAAGCAUCGUGGUUUUGUUAUGAUUUCCUAUUAUGAUAUUAGAGCUGCUCGAAAUGCAAUGAAAGCUCUGCAGAAUAAACUGAUGAGGCGUAGGAAACUCAACAUUCAUUAUUCAAGUCCAAAGGACAACCCUUUAGAAAAAGAUAUAAACCAGGGUACUCUUGUGGUAUUUAACCUUGAUGCUUCUGUUUCAAAUGAUGAACUUCGUCAGAUCUUUGGUGUAUAUGGAGAAAUCAAGGAGAUCCGUGAAACCACUGAAAAGGGUCAUCAGAAAUUUAUUGAAUUUUAUGAUAUUAGAGCUGCAGAGGCUUCUCUUCAAGGUUUGAACAGGAGUGAUAUUGCUGGGAAGGGAAUUAAGGUUGAGCCAAGUCAUCCUGGGGGUUCAAAUCUGUGUUCGGCACAGCAGUGUGCUUCUGAGCUGGAGCAAGAUGGGUUUGGCCAUUUACUGCAGCAGAGUAGCCCUCCUAAUAAUUUAACCAAGUUUUCUGGGGCUAUAUUGCAUGGCUCAAUGUCAUCUAGGAGCACAGAUAAAGGAAUUGGUUCAGAUUUACACUCUGCUAGAAAAGUCUCAUUUCUCAAAUCUGUUCAUCCAGGUAUAUCUUCAAGUGUUCCUAACACUUUGCCCUCUUUGGUGAGAGUGGAACCAGUUGUCCCUCAAUCUGGCCUUGCCGAGUCUGGUCACUCACUGAGUCCUUUAAAAUUUGGUGUCCAAACCACAUCAAGUUUUCAUCCUCAUUCACUUCCGGAGUAUCAUGAUGCUUUAGCAAGUGGUGUUCAGUGCAAUUCUCCUGGUCCCAUUUCUGCAAAUGUCAAUAUUAAACCACCAGAAAUAAUUGACAACCGCCAGUUCAGCAGAGUUGGCUCAAAUGGACACUCCAUUGGGUUUGGUGAAAAAGUUUUUGGGUCUGCUGGUGGUGGGAGCGGUUCUCUUCUUGCACAUAAUUAUACUUGGAGUAACUCAUAUCAUCCCCAGCCUCCAGGCAUGAUGUGGCCAAAUUCACCAUCAAUGGUCAAUGGAAUUUGUAAUGCUUAUUCGCCAGUACGACUGCAUGGACCUCCAAGAUCACCAUCACAUAUGGUGAACACAGUUUUACCGAUUGGUAACCACCAUGUAGGUUCAGCGCCAGCUGUUGAUCCUUCUCUAUGGGAUAGGCGACAUGCAUAUGCAGCAGAAUCUCCUGAGGUUUCUGGUUUCCAUCCAGGUUCCCUUGGGAGUAUGAGAAUUCCUAAUAACUCAUUGCACCCUAUGGAAUAUGCCUCUCAUAUCAUUUUUCCUAAUGUCGGUGGAAAUUUUAUGGAAAUGGCUAUUUCCUCAAAAAAUUUAGGGUUUCAAUCCCAUCAACAGAGGUCCAUGAUGUUUGGUGGCAGAGGACAAGUGGUUCCUAUGAUGAAUUCAUUUGAUCUUCCUACUGAACGUGCUAGAAGCCGUAGAAAUGAAGGCAGUGUAAAUCAGGCUAACAAGAAACAGUACGAACUUGAUAUAGAACGCAUAUUGCAAGGGGAAGACACCCGAACGACACUCAUGAUAAAGAACAUUCCUAACAAGUAUACUUCGAAGAUGCUUUUGGCUGCAAUUGAUGAACGCCAUAAAGGAACAUAUGAUUUUGUAUACCUACCAAUUGAUUUUAAGAAUAAAUGCAAUGUUGGUUAUGCGUUCAUCAACAUGACAGAUCCUAGCCAGAUCAUUCUGUUCUAUCAGUCAUUCAAUGGAAAGAAGUGGGAGAAGUUCAACAGUGAAAAGGUGGCAUCACUUGCAUAUGCUCGCAUACAAGGAAAAGCUGCUCUUGUCGCACAUUUCCAGAAUUCCAGCUUGAUGAAUGAGGACAAACGAUGCCGACCAAUACUUUUCAACACUGAUGGCCCCAAUGCUGGUGAUCAGGUGCCAUUCCCAAUGGGGGUUAAUGUCAGAACUAGACCAGGAAAGGCGCGUAAUGCCACCCUUGAGGAGAACUAUCAAGGAACCCCUGUGAAUCUCGCAAAUGGGGAGGGUUCUUCUACUGGAGACAGCUCUUCGGGUUCUGUAAAGGACUCAGACUAAACAACUUUUUUGUGGGCACUAACCUUACAUAACUGAACAAUCAAUAUCACACAGUACUUGGGGUGAGUGGUGACUGUGAACAGGAAAAAAAAAAAUUCCUGGUUUUCUUCAUUUCAGAAGCCUCUGAAAGUUUUGAGAAAAAUUGCUGAACUGAAGCCAAUUAAUUUCCAAUUUUCUUCACAUUAAGGAGCAUAAAGCGGAGCUUCUAAAUUUUGGAUGUUCAAGAGUAUGUUGUAAAAUAUACAUGUAUAGGAUUGGCUCAGCAAUGUCAAUGUCUAGUUCUUCGCCACUGCUUGAAAGAGGCUUCUCUGCUAAUUUGUUUCCGGCAUUUUCAUCUGUUUUCUGUUAAUUUUUUGUCUAUUCUGAUUUUCUCUGUAUGUAAUUGUUAAAAGAAAUGUGAGUAGUGAUUAUGGAAAUUUUUGAAAUGAAAAUGUCAGCUCCAGUCAUUUUUCAGAACUGCUGGCUCUCAUCUCAACAGGACUAUGUAUUCUCACCUUGUUAUUUCUGAAAUAUAGAGACCAUUUGCACCUUUGUA
Messenger RNA from Pistacia vera, 4010 nucleotides. RefSeq names its product protein MEI2-like 4. Gene Ontology annotation, molecular function: RNA binding. Lineage: Eukaryota; Viridiplantae; Streptophyta; Magnoliopsida; Sapindales; Anacardiaceae. Bases 569 to 3475 code for a protein of 968 amino acids. The record is from RefSeq and is a predicted model, not a curated record. The transcript has 14 exons.